Electrophorus electricus (electric eel) is the source of this 1303-nucleotide messenger RNA. It is a transcript of the gene layna, whose product is annotated as layilin a. The record is from RefSeq and is a predicted model, not a curated record. Gene Ontology annotation, molecular function: hyaluronic acid binding. Lineage: Eukaryota; Metazoa; Chordata; Actinopteri; Gymnotiformes; Gymnotidae.
UGCCAGCGACUGGCCAAAGAAGGGGUCUCAGUCUUCCAUGAACAGAGCUCCCCCUUGGAUAUUCCCGGACUUAGGUUUAGUGCCAAGGUGUUCAGUGUUUUGUGUGUAACGGAGGCAUGAGAAGAAACUAAUGAAAUGGAUUUGAUGACAGUGGUUGGUUUCGCUGUGCUGACAAUCACUGUUCCAGCAUUAGGAGCCAAAGUGCUCCGUGAGAUUUACGAGCCUAGAGGGCAACGGAUCUGUAAGCGCGGCACUGAUAAGCCCUGCUAUAAAAUCGCCUACUUCCAGGACAUUCGUCGCAAAGUGAACUUCGAGGAGGCCACCCGAUCUUGCAGAAGCGACGGAGGAGAGCUCCUGAGCAUCGAAUCGUCCACGGAACAGAGGCUGAUCGAAGGUUUUAUUCAGGAACUGAAAGCUUCGGACGGAGACUUCUGGAUCGGCCUUCGCAGGGAGCCAAACUACGAAGAGACGAUCGGAGACUGCGCAUCUCAGUACUACUGGCUGGAUAGCAGCCGAUCGGAUUUCAGGAAUUGGCACCGGGACGAGCCCUCGUGUGGCUACGAAGUGUGCGUGGUAAUGUAUCACCAGCCGUCAGCUCCUCCGGGUCUCGGAGGCCUCUAUAUGUUCCAGUGGAACGACGACAACUGCGAGACCAAGAACAACUUCAUCUGCAAGUAUACCAAAGAUAGAGCUCCAGUCCCCACCACUGCAGGGAACAGAACACAUGCAGACACGUUGCCAACAGCAAAAGUACCUAUGAACCCCUCGGUCACAGUCUCCGAUGAUGAUAGGAUGAAGGUCGUUGUUUCUGAACCUACAGAUAACGUUCUCAACGUUGCAUACUUUGUCCUCCCCACAAUACCACUACUACUGCUCCUUAUAGUUGCAACCGGAGUUUUCUGCUUCAAGCUGUUCACAAAAAGGAAAAAGGAGCGUGAGGAAACCUCAGUUCAGGAGCCUGGCUACUGGGCAUCGAAUGAUCGCUGCCCCAGUCCCAGCCCGGACGUGUACAACGUGAUCCGCAGGCAGCACGAGGCGGACCUGGCCGGCACGCGCCCGGACAUCAAAAAUACAUCGUUCCUGGGCUCGUCGCCCGACACGCCCACUGCCGACUAUGACAACCUGGCCGGCCAUGACACGGAGAGCGGCUUUGUCACACUGGCCAGCACUGAGAGUGGCUUCGUCUCCAACGACAUUUACGAAACGUGCACUGGUGGCCGCAGCGGCAGCAAGUACUACCGUGAGCAUGGCUGGCUGGACAAUGAGCUGUAUGGCUACUGAAGAAGAGGGGGGCGUGUCGUUG